AGCUGUGAAGAGGGAAGGUGUGUUUAGUUGGAGUGGGGUUUCGGGAGCGCUGUAUCGUCUCACUCUCCUCUCAGGGCGCGUUGCCUCGCCUAUUGUUUGAUCAAACUCGUGUAUUUUACCCGUCUCCCACUCAUUUUCCGCGGAUACACGUUUGAAGAAAAAACCGUUUAUGGUCCUGGCUGAAGAUUUCACGAUGUCUCGCACCGACGAGGUUCACCGCUUGACGGAAAAUGUCUAUAAGACCAUCAUGGAGCAGUUCAACCCCUGCUUACGGAACUUUGUUGCCAUGGGGAAGAACUAUGAGAAGGCCCUUGCCAAUGUGACAUUUGCUGCCAAAGGCUACUUUGAUGCUCUGGUCAGAAUGGGUGAACUUGCCAGUGAGAGCCAAGGAUCAAAAGAUUUGGGGGAUGUGCUGUUCCAGAUGGCUGAGGUCCACAGACAGAUCCAAGUGCAGCUAGAGGAGAUGUUGAAAUCCUUCCACAACGAGCUGCUCUCUGAGCUGGAGAAGAAGGUGGACCUGGAUGCUCGUUAUCUGACUGCUGCCCUGAAGAAAUACCAGAUGGAACACAAGAGCAAAGGGGAGAGUCUGGAGAAGUGCCAGGGUGAACUGAAGAAGCUGCGCAGGAAGAGCCAGGGCAGCAAGAACCCCUCCAAGUAUGGAGAGAAGGAGAUGCAGUUUGUGGAGACCAUCAGCAGUAAGCAGACUGAGUUGGACACCUUCAUCGCCGAGGGAUACAAGACAGCUCUAUCUGAGGAGCGCCGCAGGUACUGCUUCCUGGUGGACCGCCAGUGUGCCGUGGCCAAGAACAGCAGCGCCUACCAUGGCAAGGGUAAAGACCUUCUGACCCAGAAGAUCCCAGUGUGGCAACAGGCUUGCUCAGACCCCAACAAGCUGCCAGAGAGGGCCAUGCUCCUGGCCCAGCAGAUGGGAUCUGCCGCCCUCGGGGGCACAAGCCCCCUGCAUACCUCCAAAUCCAACUUGGUGAUCUCAGACCCUAUCCCCGGGGCCCAGCCUCUUCCCGUGCCCCCAGAGCUGGCUGUUUUCAUGGGCAGUGGCCUGGGACACCCAGCGAGGCUGAUGGGCCCUGAUGGUAUGUCCAUGGUAAAUGGGACAACAGGAGUCCACGGGGAGGAAUAUUGGACGGAUGGAGGGACUAUAUCCGUGUCCCAAGUCAGGCCUUCAUCCCCUCAGACCCAGGCGCAGGGCCAGUCCCAGGCUCAGCCCCAGAGACAGGUCAGCGAUGUCUACUCCAACACCCUCCCUGUCCGCAGGCCUGCCCCCGCCAAGAAUAAGAACCCCGUGGGAGAGACACGGACCCUGCCCAGGUCCAGUUCCAUGGCAGCAGGCCUGGAAAAGAACGGGCGUGCCCGCGUCCAGGCCAUCUUUUCCCACGCUGCAGGAGACAACAGCACCCUGCUCAGUUUCGCAGAGGGAGAUGUAAUCACCCUGCUAGUGCCUGAGGCCCGCGAUGGCUGGCACUAUGGGGAGAAUGAGAAGAACAAGAUGCGUGGCUGGUUCCCUUUCUCCUACACACGUGUGCUGCCUGAAAGCGACAGUGAGAAGCUCAAAGUGAACCUGCACCAUGGGAAAAGUAGCAGCACAGGGAACUUGUUGGAGAAUGAUGGAUCACUGCCCACACCUGACUAUGGCCUGACUGCCCGGCUGCUGGCACAGAGCCUAGCACAGACCCGCCCACGCCCCUACAGCAUGGCAGGCUUUGGCACACAGCCUGCUAUUGAGGAUUAUGACGGCCGCUUUGCCACAAGUGACAGUCCUGAUGGCAAAUUGAUUUCGACUGUGUGAGAACAGACAUACAGACAGACACAGACAGCUCCGGAUAGCACAGGGGCCUCUUCCUCCCCAUCUUUCCCCUCCUCUUAGCCUCCCUCCUGUCCACUUAUCUCCACCUCUUCCUCCUCUGCCUCCACACACACCCCUUCUCCAAGUGGAAGAGGCCAGUUUCAUCCCUCCUUUCUGUCCUCUCUUCCUCCUCGGGUCCCUCCUUUCCUCCUUCCGUCCGUCCUGGGUGCUGCUGCUGGUGGUGUCGGUGUGGACAGUAGCGGUUGGUGGGUGGAGGAUUGCAUUGAGCGAGAGAGCCCGAGCGGGGCCUACCUGCUCGGCAUGCAGCGAUAUGGACUCUGAAUACUCUAUCUCUGAUCACAGUCCACCAUCACGGACUGAUCUCUCAAGAGACUGCCUUUGCUACUGCUUGUCUUUCAUGCAUGUACAUGGUUGUGUCAUUUUGUCAAACUAAAGGACAUGUUCAUGUACUGUACAAGUGCCAAAAGACUUCAAUGUCGUUGUACUAAAGCCACUGGCUGAAUGGCCUUUUUAAGCACACGUGGGCCCAGUAUUAUCGAGUUCCUGCCCAACACACAUGCUCAAAAAAAAAAAAAGCUUUGUUCAAAGUAAGGCUGUGCAGCAGAUUACUAUGUUUCUGUUCUGAGAGAUCCCGUUGGUCGCGCUGUGCUUCCUUGUGUCAGUGCUAGACUUGAUUUUCCGUCCAGAGGGUGUGUGUCAUAUUUGCCUUACUUUGCUUCUUUUAUUUUCUAUUAAACACUUUCUGUGCAAUGAAGCAAAUUUUCAAGAUGAGCUUCAAAAAUAUACAGUAUAUAUAUCUAUAUAUAUAUCUAUAAAUUGUUUCCGUCAGUCCAACAAAUUGCACUGUAUUAUGAUCAUUCCAAAAAACAUGUUUGCUUUCAAAUUUUUGGUAACACUUUGUAUUAAGGUACACAAAUUCACAAUUAACUUUUUACCUAUAAGCAUGUCUAUUACUGGAGUAGCACAUUGGCUCUUUAUUUGUCAUAAAGCACCUAUUUUGGCAUUUUCGGACAAACGUCACAUUUUUUUCUUUUUGACAUACUAUACUAUAGCGUUUUUCAAUUUUUUUUUUUUUCAAUUUUUGGACAUCCUAUAAUAUGGCGUUUGUUUGUUCUUUUAUAUAUAUAUAUUUUGGACAUGCUAUACUAUUCCAAAGCAUUUUAAGGCACUGACUUCACUGACUUUUUUUCAACAUACUAUGGCGUUUUCUUUGUACAUAGUAUAAUAUGGUCAACAUAGUAUUUAUGGGGUUUUGGAGGGUUUUUUUACUCACUAAAUAUACAUGGUCAUACUAUAUUAUGGUGUUUUGUUUUAUAUUUUUGGACAUACUCUUACCAUAAUCAACAUGCUAUUCUACAGCAUUUUUUGGCAUUUUUGGAAAAACUACAUUAUGACUGUUUUUGGACAUACUAUACUAUGGCUUUUUUUUCCUCUUCAUUUUUGGACAUACUAUAAUAUUUUUUUUUCUUUUUUUAUAUUUAAAAAAAAAAAUUUGACAUGACAUGAAUUACCCUUAAUAUGUUCUGCACAUUAUGGGUUAGGAGUUAAUCCCAUAAGAAAAGUGAAUCUCCCUUAAUAACACUUAUUAUAUGUGGUCUGUUAUUAUGAAACAAAACAUCAAGUGUUAAUAUAACUGUAAAUGAAGUUUGUCUAACUCAGACGUGUAGCUAUAAUUGUUCAGUGCUAUUAACAAACUAUAAUACAUUAUAGACUUAACUGAAAGUGUUCAAAAGCCUUAAUAAGUGCUCUGUGAGGAUAAAUAAACAGCAAAUAUGCUACUAAUAUGCAUGUUAAUAAGCAGUUAGUUAAUGGUAAAUAUGUGUGUCUUAAUAUGAAGUGUUACCAAACUUUUAAAUUUAACUUUCAACCCUCAGCCCCACAGAAACUGUCUUUUUGUCAUUCUUGGCUGAACUUGCUGGCAGAAUCGUCAGUAAAAAUAAAAUUGCCUCACUCUAAUAACCUUCAGUUUGGUCUUUUUUCUGAAGCUAGUGAGUUGUUUUUUUGAGGGGUCUUUGAUCUUAUGUUGAGUAUCCUCAAUAACAGCUGUGAAUUAGUUUUUAGGUUAAAUGACAACCACGGCUUUUGCAGCUCUCAGUGUUAUUUAUGAUUGUAUUCCCUGAGUGGCUAUGUAGUUUUUGGUCUUUUCUUUAAAAAAAAAAUAUUGUCCUUGUAAAAAAAAAAAUAAUAAUAAUUUUAAAAAAAAAUCCGAAACCAUGAGAAACUGAUUAGUUGAAGUGUUUAUCUUAUGCAUGCUGUGGAGGGAAACCAGAAAAUGUGAUACUACAAAUUGACCUUGAAUGUAUGGUGACUUUUUACAAAGGUAUUCUAAAUAAAACAUAUCUCUAUAUAUUAAUAAACAGUCUGGUCUGACGAGAAAUCUGUUCUGUCAGUGACAAUGACAUUUUCAGUUUUGUUUGAAAAUGUUCUUUCCUGUUUCCAAGUUAUGGCUCUGAACUGAUUCUCCUUUUUCCCCCCAAUUAAAUAUUUAAAUUAAUUUGUUUUCUUUCUUUUCUUUUUUUUUUUUCUAAAUUUGCCUCCCUUGUGUAAAUCAUUUCAGGCCACAGCUGUGUCCCAAGCAUGCGGUCCCAUCCCUCCCCCUCCCCCAGUUACACCCAUAACAUCUGUGGUGCUCUCUGUGUCACAAAACAAAGACUGUCAGUGUGUGUGUGGUGGUGUUGUGUGUGUAUUGUGAGUAUCUGAACUGCCUGCCUGCUUAUCUUCUUGUUUUGGUUGUGUUUUUGGCUUGUGUUUGAGUUGUAUUUGGGUGAUAGAAAUAAUAAUAAUGCACACAUUUAGAAGACAUAACUCCAGAACUCCUGCCUGUUGAUUGCAUUGCAUUUGCAGUAUAUGUCCAAAACGACGAGGACACCUUUUCUCACAGUUUAUAGGGUUUGAAAAGGAGCAUACAGUAUAUGGCAUGUUGAGCAUGAAGUGUGUACCUCCAUCCCUCAUUUCAGUUGGUUAUUAUUAUUAUUAUUAUUAUCAACGUACUGUAUGUUCAUCAUGCACCAGACUAACCAGCAGUGUCGUAACAAAAUGUGACCCAUGCAUGAUUUGAGAGAUGAGCCAUUCAAACCCAAAAGUUCUCUUUACCUUCCAGUUUGGGUCCAGAAUUGUCCCGGUUCUGAGGGAACAGGACCUCCGUAAGUCACCAGCCUCCAUUGCCUUUCAGCCAAUCCCUUUCCUACUUCUCUCUAUUACUGCCUCUCUGCUGUCAUUGGCUGUCUGGCUGCAGUAGGGUGCUGGGAAAAAAAGGUCUUUUCUGUCCUUUGGCCUCCAAGGAUCUGGCAGCAUUUCUGUCAGUCCAGCAGGCUUUGGGUUGUAAAAGAAUUACUUCUCUCUUUUUCUUUAAUGUGUGUUUAUCACACCAUCAUACAGAGAAGACUAACCCUGCAUGCAUGCCUGUAGCAAGCUGUUUUUGUUCUUUUUCCCUCAUAUCUUACUUCUCAUUACAUGCUUGCUAAAACUCCCAGUAGAUACUGUAACUAAGAAACGCGACUAUGAGAAGGCAGAUUUCUUUGGGUGUGGUUACGUAGCUGACCAUGUAUCUCUCUCUAAAGUCAUGCGUUCAACCUAACUGUCACUGUUCCUUGUCUCACCCCCUCCUCUCCCCGCAGUGACCGUUCCCUGGAGGUCUACCUCAGGCCCACCUUCACUGAUGACCGAUCUGCACCCAUCUUCUACUAGCAGCCUGAGAGAGAAAAUGUUAUAUGAUGUUAUCACAAGAGGGCCCACACUACUAAGAGUUUAGUUUCUUUGCUGUGGGAAAUUCACUCCAAGAAUUUCCAGUUAAUCCUUGUGAUGUUUUUUGCUUUCGACAAACAUUGAAUGCCACAGCCUGAACAUUCAAUAUCAAGAGUGAGAGUAGAUUUUAUUAGUUAUUUAGAUCACACCAGUUGUGGUUAAGGUAUGGCUAAUAGGUUUUUAUUAGUAAUGCAGCCACAUUAUUAUUUAUCUGCACUUCUACUAUGGGAUUUUGUUUUUUUCCUUCAACACUAUACACUGUAAAUUUCAUUUGAGAGUUAUUUGCAUUAAUGAGCAGUGAAGACUUUGCAUUACUUGUUUAAAUGAGGCUUGAGGGUGAAUAAGAUUGUUGGUAACAGCUUUCAGUGCAUAAUUGUAAUAUGCACUGAAGUGUUGAUUGUAUAUUUGCCACAAUAGCUAGAACUGGUCAGUUGGUGAGUUAACUAUGAUUCUGCUUUUGUUAAAUGAUAUAGUACGAUAUAUAUUUACUAGUUGUGAUACAGUAUACCCAUAUUUUAAAUGUGGGAACUGUGCCUUCUAUUUUUUUUAAACGUAUGCUUCAUGCAGCAUUGAUCCAAUCAUUCUGUAAACUGGUUUGCAUCACAGUUCAACUUGUUUUUCUUUUUAUAUUUCUGAAAAUAUAAGUGGGAUUAUGUCCCUUUUGUUUGUAAUGUCAAGAUUUCUUUUUUUUUUUUUUUGCUUAGCGAGCUCCAGUACAGUGCAAUUUCACCAAAUUAAUACAAGAAUAUUUUCGCUAUUCUUUCCUUCUCUUUAAAUUUCAAUAAUAUCUGACCGAUAGAAAAGAGAUAUGAAAAAACAGUGCAUAUGUAAUAAUGGGUCUCUUUUUUUUUUUUUUUUUAAAUUUGCAUGAGGGAGUGGUAGCUUAUCAGAUAAGGUACAGUAUUAUCGUAGCUUUUGAUCAUGCAUUCUCAGUAUUAUAUACUCAUCUGGGAGCAAAGCGUAGAGCAGAGGCAUUAAUCUACAGUAUGAUGUGUGGGGAUAGAAGUGGAACUGUAUGUGAUGAAACAGCAAUAAUGUGUGUGGUUGUGUGAAUGAGCUUAAAUGCCUCUUAGACUGCAAGAAAUCAAGUGACACGGAUGAGUCCUUUACACUGAGUGAUAUGAUCAGGCUUUUAUUACACAGCUCACUUGGGCAGCAAGUUUCAAAUGCAUUUUUUACUUUUAUAUAGCUUUCAUUGUGUCCAUUUCUCACUUUUGUCCCUGUUUGUAUUAUAUCUGUACUGUACAGAAAGUGCAUAUAAAUUAUCAUGUCCAAAUAAAUCGAAAAGGGCAGAAACUUCA
Messenger RNA from Centropristis striata (black sea bass), 6867 nucleotides. It is a transcript of the gene baiap2a, whose product is annotated as BAR/IMD domain containing adaptor protein 2a. The record is from RefSeq and is a predicted model, not a curated record. Gene Ontology annotation, cellular component: cytosol; nucleoplasm. Gene Ontology annotation, biological process: actin filament bundle assembly; positive regulation of actin filament polymerization; plasma membrane organization. The coding region runs from base 170 to 1804 and encodes 544 amino acids. NCBI's taxonomy places the organism in Eukaryota, Metazoa, Chordata, Actinopteri, Perciformes, Serranidae. Gene Ontology annotation, molecular function: cytoskeletal adaptor activity; protein binding. The transcript is spliced from 14 exons.